UACUUUCCGUCGCCCAUUUCCCCCAAACACGCGGACCAAGGAACCACCCCUAAACCUCCCCCCUCCUCGCCGCCGGCGCCGACAUGGCCGUCCACCACCUCCUCCGCCGCGGGAUCUCUGGCGGAUCUCCCCUCCACCCUCUCCGCGGCCUCUUCCUCGUAUCGCAGGAGCUCGGGCGGCGUCCGGCGAGCUCGGCUGCGGCUGGAGAUGCGACGGCUGAGCUGAAGAGCGCGCGGGAGGACGUCAAGCAGCUGCUCAAGGACAAGUCCUGUCAUCCCAUCCUGGUUCGGUUGGGCUGGCACGAUUCUGGGACUUAUGACAAGAACAUUAGCGAGUGGCCCAAGUGUGGUGGAGCUAAUGGUAGCUUGAGAUUUGAAAUUGAGUUAAAGCAUGCGGCCAAUGCUGGUCUUGUGAAUGCUUUGAAGCUGAUUCAGACCAUCAAGGACAAAUAUGCAGGUGUUACUUAUGCUGAUCUGUUCCAGCUUGCCAGUGCUACAGCCAUUGAGGAAGCUGGUGGCCCCAAAAUCCCCAUGAUCUAUGGAAGGGUUGAUGUUUCGGCCCCUGAACAAUGCCCACCAGAGGGAAGACUCCCUGCUGCUGGCCCUCCUUCCCCUGCUGAACAUUUACGGGAAGUAUUCUACAGAAUGGGUCUGAAUGACAAGGAAAUUGUUGCACUGUCAGGAGCACACACACUUGGACGGUCAAGACCAGAGCGCAGUGGCUGGGGUAAACCAGAAACAAAAUACACUAAAAAUGGACCUGGUGCACCUGGGGGGCAGUCUUGGACAUCUCAGUGGCUCAAGUUUGAUAACAGCUACUUCAAGGAUGUGAAAGAGCGACGAGAUGAGGACCUCCUCGUUCUUCCUACUGAUGCUGUACUCUUUGAGGAUCCAGCAUUCAAGAUUUAUGCUGAAAAGUAUGCCGAGGAUCAAGAUACAUUUUUCGAGGACUACGCGGAAGCUCAUGCUAAACUGAGCAAUCUUGGGUCUAAGUUUGAUCCUCCAAAGGGUGUAUCACUUGACUAGCUGAUAUUAGCUGCUGAUGAACUGCAUUUUGGUGUGAAGAAGGCAAGGCACCGUUUGUUUCAACUAUUUUUUGAAGUGUACGCUCGUAGAGCAUGGUUGUGAUUUACGACCGCUCCAACAGAUCGGAUCCACCAAGGCAGUGUUUUGAGUUGUGUGUUCCAUUACUAGAAAUAAAAUCAGAACUGGACAUUUAUGGUACUUGCAUGUUGUAUGACACACAUAAGGGCAAUCAAAUUACACAAUAUCAGGCAGUUCGCCUUUUUCUGAUA
Lolium rigidum is the source of this 1294-nucleotide messenger RNA. Its product is annotated as probable L-ascorbate peroxidase 6, chloroplastic/mitochondrial. Gene Ontology annotation, biological process: hydrogen peroxide catabolic process; response to reactive oxygen species; cellular response to oxidative stress. The transcript has 11 exons. Bases 84 to 1025 code for a protein of 313 amino acids. Gene Ontology annotation, molecular function: heme binding; peroxidase activity. NCBI's taxonomy places the organism in Eukaryota, Viridiplantae, Streptophyta, Magnoliopsida, Poales, Poaceae. The record is from RefSeq and is a predicted model, not a curated record.